Alternaria rosae is the source of this 3277-nucleotide messenger RNA. RefSeq lists its product as uncharacterized. The record is from RefSeq and is a predicted model, not a curated record. The transcript has 4 exons. NCBI's taxonomy places the organism in Eukaryota, Fungi, Ascomycota, Dothideomycetes, Pleosporales, Pleosporaceae. The coding region runs from base 433 to 2997 and encodes 854 amino acids.
AACAAAUCCUGCAUUGCGCACAUUUCGUGAUACGCCACCAUAGUCGCUGAAGCGAUAACAGAUUUCUACAUCUCCGCUCGGGUCUGCUGGUGAAGAUUACGGUUGUUUUUCUUAUGCUUAUUUGCCCGGAGCAGCUGCCAUAACACGUCCUUCAUGUGCAGCUGACACCGGUCAGGCUGAAGUUAAGCCACCCUCACGGCGGAUGAAGUGGUACAAGAAUUGACUCCUGUCCUCAACGCUCACCGGUUGACAAUGCUUACCUGAGGCUCGAUGUUCGCAUCUUCCUACUGGAUGCCUUGUUACUGGCAGGCAAUCACUUUGGGGGCCAUAGGGUAGCAUUCCAGCCUAGCAACUGCACUGCGUGAUAAAGGCGAUGCUCACCCACCAGGUCAACUCCAGAGUGAGUUCUGCCUUGCGCGCCUUCCAGUCGAUAUGACAAACUUCACAGAAUGUGAAGCGCGCUUCUCAGCCAACACCCCCGAUGGAGAGUCACUUCGCAGGCAAUGGGGAUGGAACGGUACCAUCAUUGGCAUUGUGUACAAUAACAUGACCCAGAUAUCCAGAGAAGGGUGUAUACAAGUGUGUGGCUCUGAAGCGGAUAUAUACGCAUGGAGAGAUAUUUCAGGAGUGAUAACCACCUGGGUACUGCCAACCAUCGGUAUACUCUUGCAAGCACCCUUUGAGAGCAACGCAGCUCGACGAACAUUGUUGGCCAUCACGCGAUGGGUGGGCUCGCCUAUCGAAUCGCUGUCCUACGUAUUGUGGAACAUCAAAGUGUCCGCCAAAGCUGCCUUAAUGGUCGACAUGGCUGUUGAGUACGACGAGACGCCCAAAUGUACGACCGACUUUGGCAGCAUGCGAGACUCGAUGUAUCUCUUGCUGGUCAUGAACCAGUACACCCUGAAGUCGACAGCCAUGCCAAAGGAUUUUCAGAAAGAGGCGGAGUGCUUGUUACGCAUCGCACUCUUCAGCAAAGACCUCAUAUUAACAGAUACCGACAAGACGCUUCAUGAAAUGAGACGUAUACUGGCGCAAGAUGUGCGUGAGACGAGAAGAAGAGGCACUGUACCGGCCUUCAUCUCCAUCCUGUGGUUCUUGUUCGCGUUCGCGCUUUCCAUACAAGAUGCUUUCAGUGAACUGGGAGCCAAUACUACUGCUCACGAUCUGGCGUUGGGCUGUCUGCUGGCCUGGUUUCCAGUCCUUAUCAUGGGCUCUAUCGUAGACCGCAACCCGAUUGCAGCAGAAGCGAUCCGCAAGAAACUGAACACAUUGGUCGACCACGUUCGCAAUUCUUUGCGUGACGAGCAAAAUCGUAAGGAGUACCUUGAACCCUUUCGAGGCCAGUCAAACUACCAUGAGUUGGAAGCCAAGAUCGAGAGUGUAGCAGAGAAAGCACAGUACAUGGACGGGUUUUUUGUGGAUUUUGCUGGUCAAGCGCGGGUCAGGUGGCAUUAUGGUGCUGCGCAUGCCAUUCUGUGCGAUAUAGAGGAUUGUUAUAUUCAAGAGAAGGGCCGUAACUGGCUGGCAAACGAACUCGAAGCACGAGUGAGUCUGGUGUUGGGGACCGUCAACGACGAGGGCUUAGUUUGGUUCGAUUUUCGAGAGUUUUGGCAGAUCAUCAGUGCCGUCACAAUCGUCGGCGGAAGUUGCGGAGGCGCAUUUAUAUUGAGCUACUUCACGCCCACCAUCGGUCUCGGUUGUCGCAGCGGAGGGUACACCAUUUUCUUCACCGUCUCAACAGGUCUGCUUAUCGUUGAAAUGGCCGUCUGGAUGUACUUUUCUCCGUAUGAAAUUACUCCGCGUUGGCUAACCCGCUUCAUGAGUUACCUACAUGACAGUCCCAAUUUCGAUGAUUGGGCGAGGUACGCAAAGACGAGAUGGAGAAGACUGGAACAAAGAUUGUCAGGAAUGUGUGAAGCCAUGGGAGACUUGUUGAUUCGUUGCAUAGUCUAUGUUGCUCUCAUAUUGCCGUGGAAAGACAGGGAAGCUGUUAGAGAGAAAGUCAAAGAUGUCCUAACGGAAAUGAGGACCAUCUGGAGCAACAUGCUUCCACAGAGAAAGUGGGACCUCAUCUUUUUCCGGCCCAUAGAGACCUUCAACACCAUAUGGCUAUUAUAUAUCGUCAUGGCGCAAGUUUCUGGGUUGUACAGAACUUGUGACUGCAUAACUAGUAAUUGGUCGUGGGGUGGUGGCUACCUUGAUUUCAGUCAACAAUUCAACUCGAACAGCUACUGGAUUGCCUGGUGCUGGGUCUCGGGUACCUCAUUAACCGCGUCAGUCAUGGGUCUAUCUAUGUUAUACAUUACGGUAGAGUGGUGCCAGCAAUCCUUUCUCUCGACCGAAAACUACCAAGACGCCAUGAAAGGCUUACGAAUGACCCGAAAAUAUCGAUCGUGGACACUAUUUGCUCGUCACAGAUCCCGCGUUACGUUGACCCGACUAAAGAAGCUCGCUGUUGCUAUCCGUCUGAUCAAAAAGCCACGUAAAACGCUUGUGUGGACCAAAUAUUCCAAGCUGGAUUCGGUCCUGUCUAGCGCAGCUUCUCCCUCUGGCAAUGACGAUGGCCACUCCAUACCUUCAGUUGAGUGGGCGGACUACGAUGCUAGAACGCAUAAUUCGGUGUUAGGUACGCUGGUCAUAACACACUCCUCGAUUCCGCUGAUAAAUCUACCACGUCAAACAAGCGACGAAAGCGACGCCACGGUCGAUCCACGCGUGCCCAGUCGUCUGCGCAUAAGUGAUGACUCUUCCACACCUCUUGUCCAGAGAGCAUCGCAGGAUCGUCAGCAACAUGAAAGCGAAGCCCAAAUGCGCAGCGAGGAGUAUAGCAACGACGACACUCCCUUCUUCGAGCAAGGACGAAUGCGCACUAGCUCACAGACGUGGCCAAAUGCGCAGGAUCCGGUACAGAACCGAAAAGGUUAUCAUCGCGCGAACUCAGACCCGGGGUUUUCGCAUGACCCUAAAGACAAUGAAAACGUUGCAUUGGAAAUCUGAACGGAAUCACCAUUCCAGAGAUACAUGUAGACGAGACCGUCUCUACAUAAAGCCUGGCCUCAAGCUGCGGAAUACACAUAGCGCGGCCGAAGAUUUGGCUUUACACAAAACGGGCAUGUCUCCGACCCGCCGACUAAUCACGUAUUAAUCUGCCCUUUAAAAAUUGGCGUAUACUUCUCGAUCACAUACUUCAUAUCCCCAUAAGAUCUGUAACCAUCAAGUCAGCAAUAAGUCCUUGUACCCAUCGGUUCGGCACCAACUUACUGUUCCCUAAAGCUGC